Messenger RNA from Drosophila rhopaloa, 1484 nucleotides. It is a transcript of the gene carmine, whose product is annotated as AP-3 complex subunit mu-2. The coding region runs from base 77 to 1324 and encodes 415 amino acids. The transcript is spliced from 6 exons. The record is from RefSeq and is a predicted model, not a curated record. Gene Ontology annotation, biological process: intracellular protein transport; endocytosis. Lineage: Eukaryota; Metazoa; Arthropoda; Insecta; Diptera; Drosophilidae. Gene Ontology annotation, cellular component: clathrin adaptor complex; cytoplasmic vesicle.
UCCAAUUACUCAUCCCUAGACGUAGAGUUGCAAAAAAACAAUAGCGUUUAAAUAGUAAACAAUUUAGGGCCUAAAUAUGAUACACAGUCUGUUUAUAGUGAACAGCGGCGGAGAGGUCUUCCUGGAAAAGCACUGGCGUUCGGUGGUCUCGCGAUCCGUGUGCGAAUACUUCCUCGACGCCCAGCGAGCCGCACCAUAUGAUGUGCCGCCGGUGAUAGCCACGCCCCACUACUACUUGAUUACGGUGCAAAGGGACACGGUGUCGUUGGUGGCUGCCUGCAAACAGGAGGUGCCCCCGCUCUUCGUCAUCGAGUUCCUCCAUCGCGUGGUAGACACUUUCCAGGACUAUUUUGGCGAUUGUUCCGAGUCGGUGAUCAAAGACAACUAUGUGGUCGUGUACGAGCUGCUGGACGAGAUGCUGGACAAUGGCUUUCCGCUGGCCACCGAGAGCAACAUCCUCAAGGAGCUGAUCAAGCCGCCGAACAUCCUGCGCACCAUUGCCAACACGGUGACGGGCAAGAGCAAUGUCAGCACCACCUUGCCCUCGGGUCAGUUGUCAGCGAUUCCCUGGCGCAGAAGUGGCGUACGAUACACGAACAACGAGGCGUACUUCGAUGUCAUCGAGGAAGUAGACGCCAUCAUAGAUAAAUCGGGGUCCACUGUCUUUGCGGAGAUCCAGGGAUAUAUCGAUUGCUGCAUAAAGUUAUCCGGCAUGCCAGAUCUCACAUUGUCCUUCAUGAAUCCGCGCCUCUUCGACGACGUGUCCUUCCAUCCUUGCGUGCGAUUUAAGCGCUGGGAGGCGGAGCGCCUACUCUCCUUCAUCCCACCCGAUGGUAACUUCCGCCUGAUGUCGUACCACAUAAGCUCCCAGUCAGUGGUGGCCAUACCCAUCUACAUCCGGCACAACUUUUCAAUUAAAACGGGGGAACAGGGACGUCUGGAUCUGACGAUUGGACCAAGGAAUACCCUGGGACGCACCGUGGACAAAGUAAAGCUGGAGCUAACCAUGCCGCGGUGUGUACUUAAUUGCCUAUUGACGCCGAAUCAGGGCAAGUACACCUUCGAUUCGGUGAGCAAGACUCUGUCCUGGGAUGUGGGCCGCAUAGAUGUGUCCAAGCUGCCAAAUAUUAGGGGAUCGGUUUCCAUUACCCCCGGGACGACCAACAUUGAUGCCAAUCCGUCCGUGAAUGUCCAGUUUCAGAUCUCGCAGCUGGCCGUCUCCGGGCUGAAGGUGAAUCGCCUGGACAUGUACGGCGAGAAGUACAAGCCUUUCAAGGGCGUUAAAUACCUGACUAAGGCGGGCAAGUUCCAGGUGCGAAUGUAGACGAAAUCAGCAUCCCGAUUUCGAUUCCAGCUUUAAUUAAGUGCUAACGUUAAGUGUAUUCCACUGUUUUUAUGUCAUUCGGUGUAUUUGCCCCCGUAUCUCCCUACCUAUAUCUCAUUUAUGUAUCUAUAUCUCCCAUAAAAGUUAAACUCCAAUUGUA